UGUUUAUGAUAAUACAUUAUUAACCUGUUUCAACAUAGAUCAAAUGUUUUAUUAUGGUUUUUAGCAGACCAGGAACAUACACUUUAAAGUAAGUCUUUCAGUUUUUAGAAAAACAUUUUACACUUCGAACUCGUGCUGGUCAUGACCGCCAAUGUGAACUGAUUGAAGAAAACCCAGAACUGAGUAAAGCAUAUGGGCUUUGCAGGAGAUCAAUUCUUCGCAACUCUAGGUAUUUUCAUGUAGCAGAUGGCAUGCCAGGUGAUGCAAUGCAUGAUAUACUAGAAGGAGUACUUCAGCAUGUAUGUAAAGAAUUUCUGAAGGACUUCAUAUUUAAAGAAAAAUUUUUAACAGUGGAGCAACUUAAUGAAAGAAUUAACUCUUUUGAUUAUGAAUAUUUUAAUGAUAAAAACAAGCCAUCACCAAUCACCCGGACAACUUUGAGGAGUGAAAACAAUAGUUUAAAGCAAAAAGCAAGACAAAUGUGGUGCCUUGGAAAAUUCCUUCCUUUAGCUCUCGGCAGUGCCAUUCCAAAGGAUGAAGAAAAGUGGAUGCAUUUUCUGUUGCUCCUUAAAAUUGUUGACAUUGUUUUUUCACCAAUCCCAAACACUGAUGAACUUGCUAUCCUGGAAGGAUACCUGAAGGAAUUUUUGUGGAAAUUCACCCAGCUUUAUCCUGGGCUUUCAGUUAUACCCAAGAUGCAUUACUUGGUUUAUUACCCAGCUCGUAUUUACAGGUAUGAUUUUGCUGGUUUGUAUCUUAGUUUAUAA
Messenger RNA from Xenia sp. Carnegie-2017, 767 nucleotides. RefSeq lists its product as uncharacterized. The transcript has 2 exons. The coding region runs from base 252 to 767 and encodes 171 amino acids. NCBI's taxonomy places the organism in Eukaryota, Metazoa, Cnidaria, Anthozoa, Malacalcyonacea, Xeniidae. The record is from RefSeq and is a predicted model, not a curated record.